Durusdinium trenchii is the source of this 2293-nucleotide messenger RNA. NCBI's taxonomy places the organism in Eukaryota, Dinophyceae, Suessiales, Symbiodiniaceae. The record is from the annotation of a GenBank genome assembly.
CAUUUCACAUAAAUAUAGGACUUGUUUUCCACAUGCCAUGUGUACAGACGAAAAUGGUGGGAACCAAACACCUCCAGCUUCGGCACCCUGUCCCGGAGAGUUGGUGCGAGACGUCUCCUUGGCCGCACUUCGUCUGUGGCUUGACGCCCCGGGGAGCGACGUGGAGAAGGCCCUGCGGAAAGCCAUGCGGGCGAAACACGCGGCCUUGAACCAGGCCACGCGAGCGGCGAUCGCACAGCGUGUCCUGGGCAUUGCCGUCUUCCACGGACGUUUGGUACAUCUCCUGGACAAGACAAGGAGCACACGGAGCACCGGAGAGGCUUCCACGGAGCAUGGAGGCUCUCUUUGGGCGGAAUUGCUCUUGGAGCUCUUUGUCCGCCGGGAGUUGAGAGAAGAGGGAGAAGACCGUGAAGAGAAAGGUCAGAAAGGUGAGUUGACGCGCAGAUGUGAGAAUCUCAGUGAGAUCGAUGAGCAAAGAGUGUCACAGGCAGUCCAAGCCCCACUCUUUGAGGCUCACGAGAAUGCUGUGAGCAUCGUAAGCCUGGCUCAACGCCUUGCAGUUGUUUGGUCUCUACCCCUUUGGAUGGCGGAAAGCUGGCUCCAGCAGUUCGGCGUUUGGUCGUCCUUCGCCCUGGGCCGUGCCAUGUCUCGUCCAGCUCGGGUGACCCUAAGGGUGAACACAUUCAACACCAGUCGCUUGGCCCUGAUGGAAAUGCUGAUGCAGCAUGGAAUACGCAGCAUCCCCACAGGUGAGAGCCCUUAUGGUCUUUGGCUUCCAGAUGGCCGUCCACCUGGAGGAGGAGUUUGGCAGUUGCCUGGUUACAGUGAAGGUCUUUUUGAGGUCCAAGAUGAAGGGUCUCAGUUGUUAGCUUUGGCCACCGAAGCCAAGACUGGAGAGUGUGUCGUGGAUUACUGCGCAGGUCGUGGCGGAAAGACUUGGCUGCUGGCGGCCUUGGUUGCGCCCACGGGCCGUGUGUAUGCCUGGGACGUCGAAGAGGAUCUGCGAAAACAACUGCACGGUGCUCGUGCAAAGCGCGCUGGCGCAUCCGGUCUGGUGGAAGUGCCAAGCAGCAAACCAGGGCCUGAAAUGAUUUCUGGUGGGGCUGAUGUGGUUUUGGUCGAUGCCCCUUGUUCGUCCUCUGGAGUUUUGAGACGACAUCCAUCUCAACGCUGGGCCUUGAAGUUUGAAGAGUUGUCGCAGAUUGCAGCACUCCAACUUGCAAUUUUGGAAGAGGCCUCGCAACUGGUGCGUCCGGGUGGCCGUUUGGUUUAUGCCACUUGUUCUUUGAUGCACGUGGAGAACAGCGAAGUCGUAGAGGCUUUUGAAGCGCGCGCCGGGCAGAGCUUUCUCCCAUGGCCCUUUCAGAGGCACUGCCGUCGGCACUGCCGUCGGCACUGCCGUCGGCACUGCCGUACCUUGCUGCCUCACGUGGAUGGGACUGACGGCUUCUUCAUGGCUCGCUGGGAGAAAAGUCUCGCCUCGAGCAUGGCGGACUUAGAUGACAAUCUGGAUGAGGCAGAAAGAGUCUUUGAGAGCCAGUACGAACGUGUGGAGCCCUCCCUCUUAGGAGAGGGGACAUACGGAAAGGUCUUCAAAGCCAGAUCCCUUCGUACUGGAGAGUUGGUUGCCAUGAAGCAGAUGAAAAUUGAGGGCUCUGAAGAUGGAAUGCCCAGCACUGCCCUUCGAGAGAUUGCACUCUUGAAGGAACUGAAGGAUCAUCAGAACAUUGUGAAGCUGCUCAAUAUUUUCUACAAGCCGAGCAAGUUAAUCUUAGUGUUUGAGUUCGUCGAGAACGAUCUGAAGAAGUACAUGCGCUCCAUGAGCAACAAGCUGUCGCCUGCGACGGUGAGGAAUUUUGCGUUGCAGCUUUUCGAAGGGGUGCAGUUCUGCCACGCCAGCCGCAUCCUGCAUCGUGAUCUGAAACCGCAGAAUCUCCUCAUCGACCAGCACUUGAGACUGAAGAUUGCUGACUUUGGCCUAGCCAGACCAUUCCAUGUGCCACUGGGGGAGUACACACAUGAAGUGAUUACGGUGUGGUACCGGCCACCUGAGAUCCUGCUUGGUAGCCAAAUAUACAGCUUGCCUGUGGACUUGUGGAGCAUUGGCUGUGUGAUUGCAGAGAUGGCCAUUGGCAGCGCGCAGUUUCCGGGUGAUUCUGACCCUUGCAAGCCGAGUCAGGUCACAGAAGAAGUCAGGUCCAUGCUGUCACAUCCAAAGUCCUUGAUGUGCCGCUGCACAAUGUUCAAUUCCCUCAUCCAAAAUUGUUUGCAUCAAUCUUGUACCUGGACUUGA